AAUUCCUGCGAUGUGGUCUCGGUUUGACAUUCUGUUGCUCGCUUGCCUGUGCUUUGGCGCCAGUGGAGCACCGCUUAAAGGGGACGAGUAUGGGACAAUUGAUCCAGAGCUAGCUGGUGACUACUUCCAGGGUGAUAUGGAUGUGGACUUCACGCGUAAUGGAGAACUAGCAGUGACUCGACACUGGCCUAAUGCCACAGUCUACUACAAGAUAGAUGAGGAGUUCAGUGCUGCACAAAUGCAACAUAUUGAGUUGGGAAUGCGGCGUAUUGAACUGGUCUCUUGCAUACGUUUCCUGCCCGCCAGUGAGGAUACCGUGGACUAUGUAUUGGUCACCGUUUCCACAACUGGCUGCAGCUCUAAGGUUGGCUACAUUGGCAGCGAACAGACGGUCAAGUUAAAGCCCAACGAAUUGGACAUUGGUUGCUUCCGACUAGGCACCAUACAGCAUGAGCUGCUCCACACUUUGGGAUUCCAUCAUCAGCAAAGUUCUUCGGACCGCGACGAUUACGUGAAAAUUGUGGAAGAAAACAUUACUGAGGGAAAAGAGCACAAUUUUCAGAAGUAUGAAGCGGACCGGGUGGAAAACUUCGAUGCACCCUAUGAUUAUGGUAGCAUUCUGCACUACAGCUCCACAGCCUUCACAAAGAAUGGAGAAGAAACAAUUAUCGCUCUACAACCAGAUGGUCAGUCCCAAAUGGGGCAAAGGCUCGCUCUGAGCUCCGCCGAUGUGAGUCGCCUCAAUACCAUGUAUAAAUGUCCGAUGCAGGUGUAAAUAAAAUUGAGAACAUCUAUUAAUAAUUCAGAAAUCGCAAUGUAAA
Molecule: messenger RNA, 821 nt
Organism: Drosophila montana
Lineage: Eukaryota; Metazoa; Arthropoda; Insecta; Diptera; Drosophilidae
Product: seminal metalloprotease 1-like
Exons: 2
Coding region: 11-775 (254 amino acids)
Biological process (GO): proteolysis
Molecular function (GO): zinc ion binding; metalloendopeptidase activity
Source: RefSeq, a predicted model, not a curated record